AUGACCCGACAUUCCCUUCUCCUCGUUCUCCUUGCUGCAGGGAAAUGUCUUGCAGAGGUCGCCGUUCUCGCCAAAUCCACUUCCCGAGCGACUGACUUAUCCACUGGUGUCGACAUCCCUCGAGCAAGGUUUUUGGCUUCGGGAUCAGGCAGUCUUCAUGACGAUCUCAGCUUGCUGGACAUCGUCCUUGUUGCCUCGGUGGACGGAAAACUCCAUGCGCUUAACAGGACGUCUGGGGAUACUAUAUGGUCGAUGGCAGCUUCGGAGGGCACUGUGCCCGCGACCUUAGGUCCCCUAGUGCGCACCCAACACCCGGAUAUCGACCGCGACUUGUUCGACGACGACUCCGUGCACCAGGCAGUCUAUGUUGUAGAGCCUCAGUCUGGAGAUAUUUAUGUCAUGUCUUCCCCGGAUAGCCCUCUCCACCGUCUCCCGUUCUCGAUGCCUCAGCUGGUAGACAUGUCACCCUUCAGCUUCUCUGGCGGCGAGGAGAAUAGGCUAUUUAUUGGUAAGAAAGAGAGUUCUUUGCUGCUGAUCGAACUAGAGACCGGUCGAGUCAAAGCAAUCCUUGAUUCCGAAUGUCCAUGGGAUCCCUUCCAAGACCUUGCGCAACCUGCAGAGUUCGAGCUCGAUCUGGAUGAACUAGAUGGAACGAAGCCUCCCAAAUUGCAAUCAACGGAAGUCUACAUAGGCCGCACUGACUAUCAUGUCUCGAUACAUACCCGCUCUUCCCGUUCGUCCAUUACAAACCCGCCGGUCCAGAGGCUGUCUUUUUCAGUUUAUGGCCCUAACAAUCAGGAUCUCGGACUACAAACCUUCUAUCGACACACAGCAGACGAUGCAUAUAUCCAGCCUCUUCCCAGCGGCGAGAUCCUCUCCUUCAAAUCUGCGAACAUACAUUCCCCGCCGUCUGGGGUCUCACAUAAUGCGCAACUUCUGUGGGGACAGUCAUUCGCCAAUCCAAUCGUUGCUGUAUUCGAUGUCUUACGAGAGCCGAAGAGAGAUCAUCCGUUCGUUCUCUUACAGCCUCGCCUUCAACUGGAAGACAUUUUUCCAAAUUCGGAUUUUCGUGAAGCAGCAGCUCAUAGCUUGUUGCCCAAUCGCGAAUCAGCAUAUGUAGGGCUGGUAGAAAGUUCGGGCUCACUGUUCGCCAUGAGCCCAAGCAACUUUCCGCUUAUAGUAUUCGGUGACGUAGGAGUUGACCGACUCCUGGACGCUUCUUCAGCAGAUGCAGGGGAUACGCUCAGAAAUAUUCCACGCGACCUGGAUUUGGGAAAGCUUCGCAAAUUGUGCCAAAAAGGGAGUACCGAUCUGCGGUGUCUGACUGGCGUACGAAAAUUGGAAUCUUCCAGCAAGUCGAGCAUGAGCGGGCUGCUUGAUGGUGCACCGUCCGUUCCCCUUCCUCCCGGGGGGACACGACCGAUUGGUCCUCACGUAUUUGAUAACACCUCUGGGGGCGUUUCCAGCAAGAACAGCGUUCAAAACGAGUCGAUGUCCGCCAAGAUGGUAUGGGACUCGGAACAUGAAUCCCAUCUUAGAAGUGAGUUCGGAUUCUUAGAUGCAAGUCCUCCAGUGCAAGCAUUUUCGGCGUUCGUAUUGUGCACACUCCUCUUGCUUGUUGUUUUCGUUUGGGCUACCAUGAGGAAGAAUACAACUAUGCGUGCUACACUUGCUCAUGGAACUACACCAGCCGCGAGGCCGGAAAUGUACAAGCAAGAUAGCACCGCAGAAACCCUUCACGGCACCUCCAAUGCACCGCCUAGUCAGUCUGGUGAAGAUGUCGCAGAAAAGGUUGUGAUGUCUCGACCAUCUACUCCCAUCCGACCACAAACACCCGGCACAGUGAGCAAGAAAGUUGCUUUCCUUGCCAAUGGCAAUAGUGACGAUUGGGAGUUGAUUCGGGCCGGUUCACAAGACGACAUUCAAGACGAAGAUGACAGCGAUAAGGAUGGCGACGUACCCACAACUCCUGGAAAACGGAAAGGGCUAAGGAGAAAGCGGGGGAAGAAGAAGAAAGGACCUGCCAAUGGUAACGCGGUUCACGACGAUAUUCAGACUGACAAGGAAGAUGGAGAGAAAGAGGGUGCGGCAACUAACGGCGAUCCGACAUCCCAUGUAGCCGAAAUGAACGCACCCCUUCCAAUUUCACCAUCCACAAUCGUCCUUUCUACGCCACCCUCACCUGGCCCAGUUGUACCGUCACUCAUGGUGUCGGAUACCGUAUUGGGAUUCGGAUCCCAUGGGACUGUCGUUUUCAAAGGCUCAUUACAAGGGCGCGCAGUUGCUGUCAAGCGUCUGCUACAAGACUUCGUCACGCUUGCGUCUCGAGAAGUUACUAUUCUCCAAGAAUCCGAUGACCAUCCCAAUGUGAUUCGAUAUUAUUACCAAGAAUCACAGGGUAACUUUCUCUACAUAGCACUUGAACUUUGUCCCGCAUCGCUCGCGGACGUCAUCGAACGUCCCUGCGACUUUCAGGAAAUCGUGGGCGCGUUCGAACCAAAGCGCGCCUUGCGGCAAAUCACUGCCGGCCUCAGACAUCUACAUGCGCUUAAAAUAAUCCACCGGGAUAUCAAACCUCAAAACAUAUUGGUGUCGCAUGCCAAGAAGGGGAUUGGUGAGAGUGCUGGACACCGGAUGCUUAUUUCGGACUUUGGGCUUUGUAGAAAGCUGGAGAUCGAUCAGACGAGCUUUUUACCCACCGCGCACGGGGCCAUGGCAGCAGGUACUGCAGGAUGGCGUGCACCAGAGAUUUUGAGGGGCGAAGUCAAGUUAGAUGAGUCGGGGGGAGAUGAAUCGCAAUCAUCCCGAAGCUCUGUCGGAUCUUCUUCAACCGCUGGCACGCCUACAGGCAAACCAACACGAUUGACGAAGUCAGUUGAUAUAUUCGCUCUCGGAUGCCUGUAUUACUAUGUUCUUACGAGCGGUGGGCACCCUUUCGGUGACCGCUUCGAGCGGGAGAUCAAUAUCCUCAAGAACGCCAAGUCUCUGGAAGGCCUUCAGCAUUUCGGCGAGGAAGGGUCAGAAGGGACGGAUCUCAUCACCCGUAUGUUGUGUCCGGAAGCAUGCGAUCGACCGGACACAAGCACAUGUCUUUUGCACCCAUAUUUCUGGAAUCCUGGCAAGCGUCUCAACUUCCUUCAGGAUGUCUCCGACCGAUUCGAGAUUAUGUGUCGAGAUCCGCGCGACUUAAAUCUUACUCUUCUCGAGACCAAUGCGUUUAAUGUAGUAGGAUCUGACUGGCACUCGCGACUGGACAAGCUGUUCAUUGAAAACUUGGGCAAAUUCCGAAAAUAUGACGGGAAAUCCGUACAAGACUUGCUGCGUGCAUUGCGGAAUAAGCAGAAACAUCACUACCAGGACCUACCGGACAACGUCAAACGACUUCUUGGCUCAAUGCCUGAAGGAUUUUUAGCUUACUUUACUCGCCGUUUCCCCCACCUAUUUCUUCAUGUCCACUCCGUUGUCUCGUCCUCGCCUUUGCGGACCGAGUCGAUGUUCCGGACAUACUUCGAGCUCUCUGACUGA
This is a messenger RNA of Fibroporia radiculosa, 3525 nucleotides long. RefSeq lists its product as uncharacterized. The record is from RefSeq and is a predicted model, not a curated record. Bases 1 to 3525 code for a protein of 1174 amino acids. Gene Ontology annotation, biological process: intrinsic apoptotic signaling pathway in response to endoplasmic reticulum stress; mRNA processing; protein phosphorylation. Gene Ontology annotation, cellular component: IRE1-TRAF2-ASK1 complex. Lineage: Eukaryota; Fungi; Basidiomycota; Agaricomycetes; Polyporales; Fibroporiaceae. The transcript is spliced from 6 exons. Gene Ontology annotation, molecular function: ATP binding; protein serine/threonine kinase activity; RNA endonuclease activity.